CAAAAAUCUCAAUAGAUACAAAUACGCUUUUUUGCGCCCUUCGUUGUGAAGAAGAUAUAAUGUCGGGGGCGUCUCGCUCAUCUGGGACAGAUCAAAGCGCCGACGUGCUGGUCAUAAAGUCGUCGAAAUCACGAACAUCAUAAGUCAUAAGCUCCUGCCGCCCGAGGAAAGAAAACAGAAGUAUGUCGGCGAAUGCGACAGCUACGACUGCAGCGGGCGAGACUGGUGAUGCGACAGCGGCUGAAGCAGAGCCAGGCGGUGUUGCUGAAGACGGUGAAGAUGAAUUCCUUGCGGUUGAUGAAGGUUUUGCAGUUGCUGACGUGAUUCAGCCAGCGGACCCAGAGGAGGAGGAUGCUGAGGACCAAGCGCAAGACAACGAUGUGGAGGACAACCCUGGUGAGGAAGGAGAACUUCAAGCUGAGACCGCUCUAGAAGAAGUUCAAGUAUUUCAUCAUCAAGAAGACGAGGAGGAACAGGGCGACCAACUACAGGAGCCCUUGCUUCUGCAGGAUGAUUUUGACGAAGACGGAGAGGAGGCACCGGAAGACCAUGACAUGGACGACGAGGCCGUGGAAAAAGAACAAGCGGAGAUCGACCAGGAAAACGAAAACGUUGAAGAUCGUGAAGGCGAUGAAAUCCACGACAACGCUGACGCCGAGGCCGACCCGAACCUCGACGGAAAUAAAAACCAAGAAGAUCUUCAAGACGAAGAUUCGUCAUCCGUCGGCGACUACGAACACGUGGAGCCCUUUCACCACCAUUCUGUCAAACACGUAGACCACGACCACUUUUCGUCGGGGGCUGAAGAUGAAGCUGUAGAGCAAAAUGCAAUGCGGCACGAAAGGGAAAAUAACACAGCAGGUGGGACCACGAGUAGGAACCGCGACGACAACGACGACAGAAGUGCGAAAAAGAUCAGAACGAAUGGCGUUGAAGAAACAGGAAAAAAAGCUGCUCCUGCUGGUAUCCCUCGCGCACGGGUUUCUUCAGGAGCUGCAGCAACAUCGAGUGAAAAUAGGGAUCGACGUACGGAACAACGCAAAUUAUCCGCACUGAGGAUUCUACAGGAACACGCCGAGAUGGAACAGCAGCGAAUUAUGGACACGGAGAGAGAACAUCAAGACGAGGAUGGAAUAAAGGUAGUUCGAGGUACUGAAAACAAACAACCACGGGGUCAAGAAACCGAAGCCGCCAAGAAGAGCAGAAGAAGCUCCUAUAAUCAAUUGCAGUACCGUGGUCAAGAAACCGAAGCAGCAGUCCCCGACGAUCACGCGACAACCCUGGUUGACUUCCAGGUGCACGAUGUGGUCGAGUUGAAAGACGGUUCGGGGACUCCCAUCGACUUGGAGAAACAGCCCGUUUCCGUGCAGGUUUUUUUCGGGCAGGCGAAGCCCAUUCGCGCGGUCGCGAUUAACAAGCUGCAGCUGAAAGGCAAAAAGAACAACCGCGUCGACCCGCUUCGGUGCACCAUCCACGAGCCUCUUCCCGCGGUAGUGACGGUGCAAGUCUCCUGCGCCGAGUACCUUUUAGUGGUCGAAGACACGGAGGUAAAGGAAGUCGGCAGCUGCAUCGUCCCGCUUUUCGGCGGGAGCCGCGGGAGGAACACGUUCUUCGGCGGGAUGAACAGGGUAGAAGAUCAAGAGGAAAGAACUACGAGAACGUCGUUGAACAAUUUCUACGGCACGUUGCCCAUCAUUGACCCGGUCGAAGGGUUGGAGGUAGGGAAACUGUUGCUGUCCUGGGAGUUCUUCAGCAGCACAGAUGAAAGAACAAGUGCUUUUUCUGAAGUACGCCGCACGAGCACAAGUAGAACUUCGACUUCCAGCCGGGAAAUGACAAAAAGAACUGUGCGAAUCAAAGCGUUGAAGCGUCUGGUUGGCAGGAGGAUACGCCAGUUGCUAGACGUGAGGCAGUUGCGCGUGGAGCUGAAGGAAGUCCGCCACCGGCGGGCGGAGGCGAGCUGGCAGGAGGAAGCGGAUGAAAAGGAACACAGGAGAAGAAGUAGGAGCGCAAGAAAUUAUAGCGGUAAAAAGAAGAAACAACAAGGCGGAACGAACACGGCAAAUGUUGACGUGAAUGGCGAAGAGGGAAGCGACUUCUACGAGGGCGACGAAUCUACCUCAAAUACUCAGCGUAUUUCCGAAAUUCCGAUCCAAGAGGACGAUGAAGAAAACGAACAACAGGAUGGCCGCGGUUUUGGGAAUUUGGUUUUCCCCCCCACAAAUGCGAGCUCAGCUUCAUCUGCUGCCGGAGGUUCCUCUCGUAGAAAUACACCUGCUGCGCCUUCUCUUCUCCAAAGACUUUUCCCUGCGGUCUUCAUUGCAGAGCAGCCAUACGCAAAUUGCAAUCUUUGAUGAAUUUGGUGCCCCGCCUCUGCACAGAGAUCGAAGUUUGAGUUUGUCAUGAUACAGGAGCAGCACCAUGACCAUCGCACAAAUAAGGCAAAGCCUUCUCGAGAAGUGGAAGUGCCAACUUCCUCUUGUCAUCCUUGUCGAAGCUGCAAGCAGUGCGGCUCAUCUUGCCCAGCUGGCGCUUGUUUUGCCAGCAGUGCAGCAGUGGUUGAUAUGAUUCUCUCUAUGUAAGUAGUUCCUUUUAGUUUUGUGCAAUACAACUUUGGAAUUCCUGAACGACCGAGGUGGGGACCACUGAUAUCAUGAUUGUAUUCCAUAAACUCCAUGCGGUUUACACGGCCGAGAAGCAGUUUGAACGGAUGUACACCACGGAGAUGCAGCUGAAAAACACACUGCGCCCGUUCUGCUUCGUGUCUCUAGUGAGUUAUGCAUAUGCAAAAGUAUCGUAUUAGUAUGAAUUGCAAUACAAAUUGGCUUAGCAUGACAAAUGCAAUUUGUCAUGCUGUUCUACCUUGGGAUGCGGAUGGAGAUUUGUAAUGCAUGACUGCGAUUACUACGAGUGCGAUGCUUUUGCACAGGAUAUGAGUUCCGGAGCAGCAACUACAGGAGCUCCUCCCGCUGGAGGCACCACCAGCGCAAGGACGGUAACUGGUGGCGUAGUAGUUGGAGCUGCAAGCAACCAGCACCUGCCCACCUCGAGUCUGCAGUCCUUCACCACGCCACUGUGUACACACCGGGCCUCCACCGAAUUGCUGCGGCUCGACCAGUAUGCACUGCAAAAUUAUCGUACUAGUAUAAAUUGCAUUACAAAUUUUCUCAAGAACAAAAAUGCAAUUUGUCAUGCUAUUUCAGGUAGAAAGUUGGAUUUGUCAUGCAUAUCUUCGAUUAGUACGAGAACGAUACUUUUGCACAGGAUAGCCAGUUUCUCUCCGCGAACCAGUCGUACGGCACGGAUAGUUUGCUGAACCGCGCGACCGUGAUAUGCAUUGCAAAUAUGUCUGGGUCUGGAAGAGUACAACUUGUCAUGCUAAAUCUGAAUCAUACGAAAAUCUGCGUUGCAUGAUUAGCAAUACAGCUGUUCACUUUUGAGAAGGCCGAGAGGCAGUUUCUCAUGCGGGGGCGGCAUGGUAAAGAUCUCACAGAAUCUGGGAUGCUAGGACAUGCAUCACAGACCUCACGCGUCAUGCAAAACGUGCAUGACAAACGUUGCACUUUUUCAGAUCCAGACAUAUUUGCAUUUGAUACGUGAACGCGUACGACAUUUUUACCGAGCUCUCCACUGCCUUCGAAGUCAAGCAGGUUUUCGCUACGGGGCUCGGGUUCGGGAAGGACAAAAAAAAAGCGAUCACCGAGCUGAACGAGGGCCAAAAAGAGUCUACACUACAUAUCAAAUGCAAAAAUAUCUGGGUCUGGAAUGUUGCCAGGUUUGUCAUGCAUAUGUUGCAUGACGAUGACUCCUGACGUCUGUGAUGGAUGCCCUAGCAUCACAGAGACAGAUUUUGUGAGGGCUUUCUGAUGCCUAUGCCGCAUGAGAAAUGCCCUCUCGCCGGGGCAAAAACUGGACCGCUUUUGCUGUUCAUGCAAUACAGAUUUUUAUAGCAUCCAAAUCCAGCAUCACAAGUUCGCAUCCUUCCAGACCCAGACAUUUUUGCAUUUGAUACUACAGGUCACGCGCAGCUCGCACGAGGGGUUUUUCGCGAAAUUGCUGUACCGCAAGUGGUUCACGCAGGAGAGCGACCUGGUGUUGCAAUUUAAGCACUGCCGCUCCACGUUUUUUCUCCGAGGACAAGCAGGAGGCGGUUCUUUCGGCGAUGGUCACGACCACCUGCUGAGUCCUCUUCGUGGAACGAGGAGUAGCGACUCUUCCUGUUACAAGGUGAGGGUGUCCGUUUACCACGACAAAAUGAUUAUCGGAGAGCCCGCGGAGAUCGCUUUCGGCUUUUUGGACGUCGAUGAGUUCUUGGCAGACUGUGUUUUGACGUUGCACUUGCAGCAACUGCCAACACGAAAGCUGCAGAACACGACCCUUCCGACGCGACAACGAGGAGAACGUGAACGAAGAGCGCCAGUAGAGCAAAGUCAAACACGACAGGACAAGGCAGGGGCUAUGAUCACUACCGGGCACCGGGACGAACAAGAACGCCAGCUGGAAGAGUUGGAGAGUCUCUGGUCGCAACUUCUGUAUUGCGGAGAUGAAAUCCAAAUUAUGGAGACUGCUGCUGCGGCAGCAACAGCAUCCUCAUCGUCGGCGGCCGCAGACGAGAUCAUAAAAACUGCAGCUGCUGAACACGACGAGCACCACCAGGCCCGAAGACAUCAAGUAGAAGACAAAAUAUCGAAGCUGCUCAGCCGAGCUUUCGACCUUCCCAAUGUGGAGAUUCCCCUGUAUUCCGCGUUCAACGUGCAAAAGAAAGUCGGGAAAGCAGUGCUGCACGUGACGCACGUACGGCCGGAGACCUUUGUGCCCCCGGAGAAGUUUUCCUACCAUCGGGAAUUGAAGGCGCGGGAGAAAGAGGGCGACGGGCGGAAAAGGCUGCGGGCGGGAGGCGGCUUGAUUUCUAGUUCCAGUAGUGCAGCAGGAGGAGCUCCCGUGAAGAUGGACUUCUACAGGGCGUCUGCAGAAGAACGCGCGUGGUCGCGGGAUGAUGUAGUUAUGGGAAAUGAAGUAAACGCAGUCUUCUAUAAGGAGCAUCAGAGGACCUCCGCGCUAGAAGAAGCGACCGCGCUAGCACACUCGGUUGUAACACCUAUACCCCAAGACCUUCUCACAGCGUGGCAGGACUGGGACCGGUUGAAUGUGGAGAGUUUAACGAUGCACGCGUGUUGCGAUGAACACAGGCAGGAACUCGCACGAAGGUAUUUUUAUCGUGCAACAUCCACAGCUUCCUCGUCGAGAGGCCGCAGCGGUAGCAGAAACAAAGCACCUUUUCGCUGUGCGAAUUGCGAAGGAGAAAUAUUUCAUCCUGGCGUGGUGGCUGCGUGUGCUGGUCGUGCUGGUAAGGAAAAGGACGCGCAAGGCAGCAGCUUCUCCCCCUCUCUUCUGUGUCUCUCCUGCAUCGAAGAUUUUCAGGCGUGUCUGGUCUGCGGCGAGGAAUUUGUCCUCGGCUCCGGCACGGGCGGGGAGGGGGAUAACACGGUGACCGGCGGGCCAGAAGCCGUCAAGGUGAUUCGGAAAAAGCGGGACGCGCUUGUGGAAAAAUCGCUUGGAGGUUCUUUGUUCUACAAGAACGGUAGAAAAAAUAGUACCUUUCCGCCCCUGCAAGCCCAAGGUCGCACCAUUUCUUCCCCGCUCCUGUCCUACCACCUUCGCGUCGUUUUUGCGAAGUUCGUUUUUGCGAGUGCGGUCGAAAAAUUUUUGCGGAACGUGGCGCACGAGUCCGAUCUGCCAGUGGAAAGUAGGAAGAGUUUGGGUUUGCUGUGCAGAAGUCUGUUCCUGGGUUUGGAAUUGGACGAGCCGGAGCAAGUGGGACAGGAACUACUUCUAUCCGAGCAAGGGCAGGACCAUGUUCAUAGUGAACGGCGAGCAGGGCAAGAACUUCACUUACGAACGGACAAUACAGAUGCGAACAAAGCGUCCUCGUCUACUAGGAAGAUGGCCCUGGAGCUGCUCCCAAGAAGCACAGCUCCCGGUCGGGGAUUGUUCCAAGAUGUUGAUCACGUCCUCGCCGACGAUGAUCCUGGCCUGGCAGUGCUCCGGAAGAUCGCCAAUACCCCGGCCGCAUUGCAGGCAAAUCCCGGGCUGCUCCUGUUGCCUUUUACGUCGGCGAGUUGUGCGCAGAGGUUGGUAAGUCUCAUGGAGGCGUAUUCGGAUACUUUGACGACAGUGUUCUUGUACAAGAACGUGGCUGAUAAAGGAGGCCGCGGUGAUGUUGAAAAAGCGAGUGCGACAUCGUCCGGUGAGCUGCAGGAGCAGCCUAAUGCUGGUCAAGGUCAUCCUCGUCCCACAGUUGGUGUUGAAGAAAAGGACAGCGACGUGUCUUCGAAUUCAAGAAACUUAGUGGUCGAGGACCAGCACAGAGAAGCUGCUUUUCAAGCAACAACCCCCGCCGCCCUCGUGCUCCUCUCUCUCGCCGCGAUUUUGCAGCUCGCUCUCGCUGGCGGAACCCGAAGAAGCCGGAGCAAUUCCCGACGUAGUGGACCCAAGAAAUUGAUCAAAGUGUCGUCGAGUCCCACCAUCUCUACUUCUGUCGCCGGAACAAAACUUGUCGACUUCGAGGGGAUGGCGGGGACGUUGAGUUUGCUCUUUAGUUUAUUAUCGCAGCUGCGAGGAGAUGCUAACGCUGCCGCUGAAAAUCGAAAUCCGCCCACGAGUUUUUCCGACUUUCAUUCUAUCACCGGAGACGAUUUGAGGGACCUGGUGGCGACAAUCGGUGAUGUUGUGGAGGAGCGCCAUAGGGAAGAUGUUUCUGACAGGACAGUUUUCGAGAAUUAUUUCCCCUCCGCUUCCCUGUCCACGCUGUUCAAGACGAAGUCGGUUCGGUUGGGCUCGAAACCACCACCAGCAGCACUGCGAAAUAAGGAUGACGAGGCUGGCAGUACUGCUAGGUUCUUCGGAGGCGCUUCUUCUCCUGGUUCCUCUGCCGGUGACGAGGAGGAGGAUCAUCACAUCAACACGGCCGCCGCGGAACACGAAGGAACGCCAGGUCCUCCCGAAGUUGUAGAUGCCGCCCAGGACAACUUGCACUACCUUACUCUCCGCGACCAGGUGAAGUUGUAUUUCGACCCGACCUCGUUGAUUCAGCUCCCGGAAUCUUCAAGCGCAUUCUCUGUGUUGAAGCCCGAGCGGCUCGCGACGCUGGACACGAUAUGACGAGAAAAAAGUGUAUACAGUUACACAUUUGUUUGAGUUUCUGCAUCACAAAUUUUCUCUGUGUGGCAGAGAAAACUUGUAAUGCGAAGAUCAUACGGGAAAACAGGAAGGAAACGAGGCUCCCAAGCAUUUCCUGCAUGAGAAAGGUUGUCUGCGUUGCCGGUCUUGCAACACAAUGUGUAACUGUAACACUUUUUUCCUGUCAUACACGAAGCCGUGGAAGUACUACGCAAUCACCGUGGGCAUCGGUCUCUUCGCCGGGUUAUGAACUGCAAAUAUGUCUGGGUCUUGAAGAGUCGGGGCUUGUCAUGCACAUUUUGCAUGACCCAUCAGGUCUGUGAUGCUGGUGCUAGCAUCACAGAUUUUUUGAGAGCUUCUUGAUGCUAAUUACGCACGACAAAUGCCCUCUCCGCGUGCCAAGAACUGACUCCUCUUACUGCUCACGCAACACAGAUACUUUUAGAAUCCGCAGACAGCAUUACAAGUCCCACUCUUCCAGACCCAGACAUUUUUACAUUUGAUACGGGUUCGCCCUGGCGACGUCCGUGGCCGGGACGGCACAGAUGCUGCAUUUGGUGUUGGAAAACGUGAUUUGCAAAGACCAUGCCUGGUACGAACUCGCAUCUACCUCUGCGACUGAUCUUGGGGGGGCCGCUGCAAGUACCACUACCAACAAGAUUGCAAGCACGGUUUCCGAUGUUGCGCAGGCCUUACCCCCCGGGACUAACCUGAUGCUGCAAACGACGAAUAAAUUGCAGAGCUACCUGUUUCAUUACCUCUUCGCGGUCCCCGUGCGGUUUCUGUUCAAAACAGUUUUGUGCAACACGGCCAGAGCGCUGCGCGUUGAGAAGUUGCUGGACUUUGUCGGCAGUGGCGAGCUGUAUGUGGUGCUGUUUGUGCUGUAUGGGCUCAUGAAUUACAACCAGGCGAGCCAGUCUCUGACCAUCCGCUGGGGCGAGGUGCGGGAAAUCGCCUUGGAUAUUGUGCAGAUGAUGCGCAGCUCUUGUCCGAAGGGCAGCAGUUUUGGGGGCGAUUAUGUCGUAGGUGGAGGUGGUCUCAUCGGUGGGGGUCUUGAUGAGGAUGAUGAAAGAUACGGUGUCACUAUCGGCACUAGUGGGGACGACAAGACCGUUGUAGUUCAUGAGCACGAGGACACCAACCCAGCACAAGAACAUAGUCAUCUUCAAGAGC
Messenger RNA from Amoebophrya sp. A120, 8352 nucleotides. NCBI's taxonomy places the organism in Eukaryota, Dinophyceae, Syndiniales, Amoebophryaceae. The record is from the annotation of a GenBank genome assembly.